GCAUCCCGCUGCAUCCCGGCACUCCGUCCGGGAGGAUGGCAUGGCCGGCCGCAGCUGGGCGAGCGAUGGGUGCCCCGAGGCAGCAGCAGUCGCCGCGUCUUCUCUUAAACGUGGUUAUCGUGCAUUUCGGAGCGCAGGUCUGGCCGCAGGCUCCCCAGUAAAACCGUCAGGUGAGAACGCUCUGGCAGUAACGCUGGCGAUGCCCCGCGUCGGGACCAGAAUCGCCCCACGGCUCUCCCUGGUCCCCUCUGGGCGGCUGCUCUGGCUUUGAACGCUGUUCUCUGAGCCAGGAGGGGAAUUGCGUUUCGCAGAGAGGUGGGAGGAUGCUGCAGCGUGCCGGGGGCUGACGCGCGGUGCCGCCGGCCGCGGGGAGCGGGACCCCCGCAGCCCGCCCAUGCUCCCCGCCGGCUGCCGGGGCAGCGCCCCGUGACGAGUGGCGGUGGGCGCCCGCCUUGCCGUGGCCGGGACCGCAGCCGCCUUGUCCUUGUGCCAGCCGCCCCACCAUGACGAGCCUCUUCCGUCGGAGCAGCAGCAACGGCAGCUCGCGCGGCGGCUCCUCCGCCCAGGAGCUCAACAACAGCCGCCCCGCCAGGCAGGUCCGCCGGCUGGAGUUCAACCAGGCCAUGGAGGACUUCAAGACCAUGUUCCCCAGCAUGGACUACGACAUCAUCGAGUGUGUCUUGAGGGCCAACAACGGCGCCGUGGAUGCCACCAUCGACCAGCUCCUGCAGAUGAACCUGGACAGCAGCGGCUGCGAUGACAGCUCGGACUCAGAGGACAGCAUCCCCCCCGAGAUCUUGGAGCGGACCCUGGAGCCGGACAGCUCGGAUGAGGAGCCCCCUCCUGUCUACUCCCCUCCUGCCUACGAGAGCCAGGCAUUCGGCAGUCGCUACCCCCGCGCGCCGCCCACCCCGCCGCCCCGGAUGGAUGUGCCGGGGCCCGGCAGCACCCCAGCGCCCGGGCGCUACAGGAACUGGAACCCGCCACUCCUGGGCAACCUCCCCGAGGACUUCCUCCGCAUCCUGCCCCAGCAGACCGCUGGCACACAGGGCUCCCACGGAUGCCGGCAGCCCACACUGCGGGCGCUCGCCCCGCGGGGCCAGGGCUCCCUGGAGCAGGAGCGGCGGUGGAAGCAGUACCUGGAGGACGAGCGGAUCGCACUCUUCCUGCAGAAUGAAGAGUUCAUGAAGGAGCUCCAGAGGAACCGGGAUUUCCUCCUCGCCCUGGAGAGAGAUCGACUGAAAUACGAGUCAAAAAAAUCUAAGUCAACCAGUGUUGCUGUCAGCAACGACUUUGGUUUCUCCUCCGUAAUACCAGGUGACGUAGCCCCCUCUGUAACCAGCGAGGCCGGCGGUGCUGUGUCUGACGAUGCCUUAUUCAGAGACAAAUUGAAACACAUGGGAAAAUCCACACGCAAGAAGCUGUUUGAACUCGCCAGAGCCUUCUCCGAGAAGACGAAGAUGAGGAAAUCGAAAAGAAAACACUUGUUGAAGCACCAGGUGAUGGGGACGGCAGCUUCCACAGCAAAUCUUCUCGACGACGUCGAAGGACACUCGUGCGAUGAAGACUUCCAAGCACGGAGGCAUCAGCUCCGGGAGGAGGAGGAGAUGCCGAAGGAAGGGCAGUAAAUGGUCCCAGUGCUGGGGUUUAUUGCUGGCACACAACAUGCACAAGGCUUCAUAAGAAGAUGGCUGAAAAAGGAAAAAAACCACCCAACAAAUAACCCAGUUUUUUGGCUGUUCCCCCUCUGCUGUUGUACUCCUCCGAAGUACAAGUGUUGAAGUGAGGCACAAUGUUUUCUUACCAGCGGUUUGAAAACAACUUCUCCUAUCUAGCAAAUCAGCCAAAAAGGAAAAAAAAAAAAAAAGGAAAAAAAAGUUGGCAGCUGAUGUGGGCUGCUGCUGCUGCGGAGCCAGUGGAGCUCAGCCUUGGGAGGAGCAGCGUCCCGCCUGCUCUCUCGGUCUGAGCAGCGUCGCAGGAGGAAUGAAAAUCAGUUGUACUAACGAGGAUGCAUUCACACGUGGGAUCUGCUUGGCCAGAGCACUCCUGAACAUAUCUCUGUAGCGAUCUGAUGUAACUUUACUCUGCGCACACAGGAAAAAAAAAACCCACGUGAGAAAGAGAACCUAACAGCCGUUGUCUACUAUCGCUAGGAGUAAUGAGCAGAGAUUCAGAUCAGGUAAUAGUCAAAUAAUAUAAAUUGUUUAUAAAAGGAAAGGCCUUCUUUUCCUAGGCAUUUCACUUUGAAUUAAACCUUUGCCUUCGGCAUUGCUAAAACUGC
Messenger RNA from Grus americana (Whooping crane), 2281 nucleotides. RefSeq names its product CUE domain containing 1 (gene CUEDC1). The record is from RefSeq and is a predicted model, not a curated record. The coding region runs from base 504 to 1628 and encodes 374 amino acids. Gene Ontology annotation, molecular function: ubiquitin binding. Lineage: Eukaryota; Metazoa; Chordata; Aves; Gruiformes; Gruidae. The transcript has 11 exons.